AUGAGAUUUAGGCUACUAGCCGGUUGUGUCAAAGAUCUAGAUUCUCUGAUUGUUGUAUACAAACGGUGCAGAGUGCCUGCCGUGGAUCAAAUGGAGAGAAAAGCUUUCUUCGAUGCUGUCUGGGACAUGGCAGUUCGCCUUUUGGUGAUACAAGUCCAUGAUGAUCCGUUUUGGUACCCAGAAGGUCGGCGAACAAGCGACUGGACUCGCCUUUUUGUUGAGUUGAUCAACGAAGGCGUGAAUAUUCACAGAAUCUGCAACAUCCGGACUUACUAUCAGUUGAGUUUCUCUCGAUGGCCUGGAACUGUACUUUCUCAUCUCAUUCAUAGCUCGCCUUGCCACUAUGAAGUCGAGGCUGCCCUUUCACACUGGGUAAAGAUUUUGUUGGUAGCUGGAGUUGAUGUCGCCAGGUAUCUCCAACGCGAAGAACCUUAUUUUCAGCAAUUAAUCGAUCGGAUAGUCCCUUGGAACGAGACCAGGGCACGGGCUACAGUGGCAGGUAGAACAAAGAUUGAUGGGUUUGACAUCCCUCUGUUUUACCGAUAUGUCGACCCAGACAGCAAAGCAUAUGAAGUCAGAAUCGAGUUUAAAAACUUUGGCAAACGUUUCAAAGACAACAUUUGGCCCGAUCUCGGAGACUUGGCGAUAAUAGAGAACACGUCUUGUCGGCAGCAUGUUUUGUGGAAAUCUUGCGAGGUCUCUAUUUUCAAUGAAACGGAGUGGCCAUUUGUUUUCAACUUUGUGCGGGACUAUGAACCAAACAGGUGGGCCUUUUUUGCUUGCAGCCAUCGACAUACCGACGACAAUCCUCCUGCAAGUUUCCAAUACGCCCAGAAACUCAUGCAGGAGAGGUUCAACAGAAGGCAGCUGAAAAAACUCUAUCGAUCUGGGUAUCUCAAAAGAGAAAAACGGCCGUUGAAGAUACCAGGGGCUUGGCCAGAUUCCGCAUGGUAG
Colletotrichum paranaense is the source of this 954-nucleotide messenger RNA. RefSeq lists its product as uncharacterized. Bases 1 to 954 code for a protein of 317 amino acids. The record is from RefSeq and is a predicted model, not a curated record. The transcript has a single exon. Lineage: Eukaryota; Fungi; Ascomycota; Sordariomycetes; Glomerellales; Glomerellaceae.